Messenger RNA from Cantharellus anzutake, 465 nucleotides. RefSeq lists its product as uncharacterized. The record is from RefSeq and is a predicted model, not a curated record. Bases 1 to 465 code for a protein of 154 amino acids. The transcript has 2 exons. Lineage: Eukaryota; Fungi; Basidiomycota; Agaricomycetes; Cantharellales; Hydnaceae.
AUGCCACAAUAUCCAGCUCCUCCCGCUGAAGCUAAGGGCAGCAAAACAACUCGGGCCUUGCCUACUGGAUGGAUUGAGGAGAAGGACCCCAUUUCUGGUCAAUUAUACUUCGUCGACCAACCAAUCCUCUCAGACACGCUUUCGUUGAACCCUCUGGCGACUUGGGAUGAUCCCCGCUUGAACCCCUCUUUGUAUCCCAACCAUGAUCCUUCUCUCGGUGUGACGGUUCGUCAUCAUCAGCCAACAUCUACUGGGAACAACAAAGACAACAAUACGCCUUCCUCCACCUCCUCCCGGCUUCUGCUUCCUUCCUUCCCACAACCAGUGCCCGUUCCCGUCGUCAAGGAUUAUCCUGAUUAUCCGAUUGGUCGACCCUCGGGAGGUGCAGCGAUCCUAACUGUCGCAGGGGCAGCCAUUGCAGCUGGGAUGGUUCAUAGUCGAGCUACUGGUACCACACGUCCUUGA